GCCAUUUUGUGGCAGUGCCUGCGUCCCCGGCCCCGUCGCGCCCGCUCGCGCUGUACGUCCCGUCCCGCUCCGCUCCGCUGCGCGCCUGAGCCGGUCCCGGGGCGGCUCCGUCGAUGGCCAGCUUUCCCGAGAGGGUCAACGAGAAGCUCAUCGCUCGGUCGCGCACUGUGGGAGAACUCUUAGCCCCCACUUCUCCUUUCGACAAGAAGUGCGGACGUGAGAACUGGACUGUUGCCUUUGCUCCCGAUGGCUCCUACUUCGCUUGGUCACAAGGGCAUCGCAUCGUGAAGCUGGUUCCCUGGGCACAGUGCCUUAAUAACUUCUUGUUGCAUGGCACAAAGAAUGUGGCAAAUUCAAUCAGUUUAAGACUUUCAAGACAGAACAGUGAUAGCAGUCAGAAAAACAAGCCCUGUGAACAUAUCAUAGACUGUGGUGAUAUAGUCUGGAGUCUUGCGUUUGGGUCUUCGGUGCCUGAAAAGCAGAGCCGCUGUGUAAAUAUAGAAUGGCAUCGUUUCAAAUUUGGGCAGGACCAGCUCCUCCUUGCAACAGGCUUGAACAAUGGGCGCAUCAAGAUAUGGGAUGUAUAUACAGGAAAGCUCCUCCUUAACCUGAUGGACCAUACAGAAGUUGUUAGAGAUUUAACCUUUGCUCCAGAUGGCAGCUUGAUUUUAGUGUCUGCAUCAAGAGACAAAACACUGCGAGUGUGGGACCUCAAAGAUGAUGGAAAUAUGAUGAAAGUUCUAAGAGGACACCAGAACUGGGUAUAUGGCUGUGCAUUCUCUCCAGACUCUUCCAUUCUCUGCUCUGUUGGAGCUAAUAAAGCAGUUUUUCUCUGGGAUAUGGAUAAAUACUCCAUGAUACGGAAACUCGAAGGACAUCACAAUGAUGUUGUAGCCUGUGAGUUUUCUCCUGACGGAGCUUUACUGGCUACUGCAUCUUACGAUACUCGAGUUUAUGUCUGGGAUCCACAUAUUGGAGUUAUUCUUAUGGAAUUCGGGCAUCUGUUUCCCCCUCCUACUCCAAUAUUUGCUGGAGGAGCAAAUGACCGAUGGGUCAGAUCUGUAUCUUUCAGUCACGAUGGACUACAUAUUGCAAGCCUUGCUGAUGAUAAAAUGGUGCGGUUCUGGAGGAUCGAUGAAGAUUACCCCGUGCAAGUGGCACCGUUGAACAAUGGGCUCUGCUGCACCUUUUCUACUGAUGGCAGCGUUCUAGCUGCAGGGACGCAGGAUGGCAGUGUGUAUUUCUGGGCAACCCCCAAACAAGUUUCCAGCCUCCAGCACCUGUGUCGCAUGGCAAUUCGAAGAGUGAUGCCCACCAGCCUAGUCAAGAACUUACCUAUCCCCUCAAAAAUGGUGGAGUUCCUUUGUUACCAGAUAUAAAUACAAGGGAGGAAAAAAGUAACUGGCAGGUGCCCCAGCUGCUGAAACUGGCUAAACACUUUAAAGAAUCCUCAAACUUUACAGCCUUUAAGCUUAAAAUUCUACAGGUUUUCAAGAGCUAUUUAAUGGAUAGCCCAAAUACUAUUUUGUAAAAAUGCCUGACAAGUUUUUAAUAUUUAUAGAAAACACAGUAGAAGUAUUCCUGAUGUUCUCAAUUUCCUAAGAUAUAACUGUGAAAACAUGUACAUACAUAGACAUAAGCUGCUAUGUGUUAUCAAUGUACCUUUAAAAAUUUGCUUUUAUGAUUUUUUUAAUGUGUAUCAUGUAUAUAUUGCUUUUGUAGAGCAAUCAGAUGCAUCUGUGCUGUAAAGUGGAAGGAUAGCUAUUAUUCUGGGACACUGAGUUAGAAAAAAAUAUUGACUUAAGGAAGCUUAACUUCUCUGUAUGUAUGUACAUUGGUUGGGAUUCAGGAAACUGAUACUGUAGUAUCAGUAUGAAAUAAACUGUAGGUUUAUUUUAUUUCAUGAAAAGGUACCGCGUAGCUUUCUAGAGCAAUGUAUGGUGAAGGGACGUAGGCUGAGGUAAGGAAUGGAUUUUAUCUUCUGUAAAUCCAAGAAUGUUGCCUGAGUAACAGCUAAAAAGGCCUUAAGUUUUGUAUCAACAAAAAAGUUAAAUUUCAGUGUUGGGCAGUGUUAAAGAAGUAUUUCCUUACAUUUCUAAAAUCCAACUACUGUAUUAUUGCCUGAUGCUGUGUCUGUAAAGAGAGAGAAGUUUACAGACUCGGUUCAUUAUUCUCUGACCCUGUGAUAUCUGUAUGGGGGUGAUUAUUGAUUAUUGGCCAAAGAUAAGCAAAAUACUUGUUUUUGCCUUCUGUUAUUUAUCUGUACCUGCAGAUACAAAGAAUGUAUGCAUUGCAUAAAAUGCCUGAUUAUAUAUAUU
Molecule: messenger RNA, 2318 nt
Organism: Nothoprocta perdicaria
Lineage: Eukaryota; Metazoa; Chordata; Aves; Tinamiformes; Tinamidae
Gene: WSB1
Product: WD repeat and SOCS box containing 1
Exons: 9
Coding region: 114-1379 (421 amino acids)
Biological process (GO): intracellular signal transduction
Molecular function (GO): protein binding
Source: RefSeq, a predicted model, not a curated record